Galleria mellonella (greater wax moth) is the source of this 4288-nucleotide messenger RNA. It is a transcript of the gene INPP5E, whose product is annotated as inositol polyphosphate 5-phosphatase E. Lineage: Eukaryota; Metazoa; Arthropoda; Insecta; Lepidoptera; Pyralidae. The transcript is spliced from 9 exons. The record is from RefSeq and is a predicted model, not a curated record. Gene Ontology annotation, molecular function: phosphatase activity. Gene Ontology annotation, biological process: phosphatidylinositol dephosphorylation. The coding region runs from base 613 to 2460 and encodes 615 amino acids.
AUAUGAUCUCAAGAGUGGUGAACAAUAAUUAACUUUUUAUAAUAAUUGAAUUAUUCAUAUACAUGUACUUCAUUAUAAAGAAGUUAGGUACCUAGCUGAUCCUGAUAAUAAAGACACUGAUAUUUAAGCAGGCGAAUAGGAAUGUUUGUUAUAUUGCAUACAAAAAGGAGAAUAAAGAUUAACAUGUUUAACAAUAUAAUAGCGAAUUUAUUUUUAGAAGGAAUUCUAUUAUGAUUUGUUUUUGAUGUCAUUUAAUAAUUAUUGGAAGUCGUCAUAGUUACACUGUUGGUGCAUAAAACAAACAUUUUAUGAUGCGAUACGGUAUUUACGGAGCAACAUUUUCCCAUAGCAUAUUUAUACCUAUAUCAUGAGAAGAUUAGACGUGUAUCUACAAAACCUGUGUUGAAAUAAGAUAAAAUAUUAAACUUACUUGGGCAGAAUGAUACGAAGCACGUGCGUUUAAAGUGAGAUAAUUCAAUAAAAAAGUGAUUUGAUUUGACAGUUUCCGUAAUGUAAAGUGUCAUUUUGAGACGUAGUAGGUUAUGUUAACACUAUUUAAUAAAAAUGUAAUUAAUAACAUAAAUUAUAGGGUCUUAUAAUUCAAAAUUAACCAUGACAACAUCCCCCGUCAGAACCAAGCAAAAGUUGUCAUUGCGGAAAAGGCUGUUCGUUAAGAAAUCACCAAAAGUAGGCUGUUACGUUGAUACAGAUUCAAACGACGAAUUUAAUCAGCCUUCAUCACGACCAAUUUCUCCAGCAGAUCCUUUUUUAGCUCACAGUGCUUAUAGUGCAGAUUCAAGUGCUGAACAUACGGAUUCCCAGCGGAAUCCAGUCGUGGAACCAGUUGGCAAUAGUUCAAGUCAGAAGUCAUGUCAUACUCAAAAUGAAGACGAAAACAAUCCUAAAUGCUGUCGUACCUUUUUUCGAAGAUCUCGCCCUAGAAGUCUUAUUGAAGGUCAACCCUCUAAAGAAGAAUCACAUUCAAAACCAUGCAGUCCAGUGAAUAAUUCUAGUAACAGUUUAAGUGAUCAGACAAUGUCUUGUACACAAUCGAAAUCUGAGGAAAUACCUAAAGUAACAGUAAAAUUUCCGAAAGGUGAUGAUCCAAAAAAAUAUUUUGAGCAUUCUGGUUCAUUUGAAGGCAUCAAACCAAAAAAUAAGUUGUUUGUUAAAAGACUUUCAGCUGAUCAUUUAAUAUCUAAUGAAACAAAACCUUUUUAUCGUUCAUCAUCUCCUGAAAGUGAUAGAAGCAGUUCUCUAGACCGUAAAAGAAGAACUAAAUCUACAAUCACAAGAUCAACUUCUCGAGCUGGAAGUACUGAUAGCUUGGCACGAAACUCUUUGUUGGCUGCACAAGUAUUACGCCUCAUACCAACACAGGAAGCACGAGAGAGAAAUUAUCUCUAUGGUAGACUGGCUUCCCAUUCUUUGUUAGGAGCAGCAGAAUUGGAACAUGUUUUUCCAGACCGAGAAGUUAGAAUAUUUGUGGGAACAUGGAAUAUGAAUGGACAAGCUCCUCCAAGGGAGUUAGCAGAUUUUAUAUUUCCGAACCAAGUGAAACAUGUACCCGAUAUAUUUGCUAUUGGCACACAAGAAUCAUAUUCUGAAAGGACAGAGUGGGAAAUCACAAUACAGGAAGUAUUGGGACCUUCUCAUUUAUUGCUGCAUUCAUAUUACCUUGGUACAAUCCACCUAACAAUUUUUAUACGCCGAGACCUUAUUUGGUUCUGCUCAUUACCUGAAGAUGCCAGUCUUUCUGUGCGACCUGGCACCGCUUUCCGCACAAAAGGCGCUGUCGCCAUUUCAUUUGCACUAUUCGGCUCUUCAUUUUUAUUUGUCACGGCACAUUUGACUGCGCAUCAAGAGAAAGUGAAAGAACGAGUAUCCGAUAUCAAAAGGAUAAUAAGAUCCAUUGACCUUCCGAAGAAUUUACCUUGUAGACACAGAAGUAAAGACGUUACGAGCAACUUUGACUACGUAUUCUGGUGUGGGGACCUAAAUUUCAGAUUGGGUGAACCAAGGGCAGCUGUGUUGCGCUGGAUCGAGCAAACUGAAUUCCCACUCCCGCCAUAUUUACCGCAUGGUCUCCUUCACGCGGACCAAUUAACGGCAGUGCUAGAAGAUGGCGCUGCAUUUAGAGACUUUCGAGAAGCUCCAAUUACCUUCCCACCAACUUAUAAGUAUGAUCCAGGAAGUCAGCAAUUUGAUACUUCGAGCAAACAGAGAGCGCCGGCUUAUACAGACAGAAUACUGUAUAAAGCUAGAUCGAUGACGGGGAACUCAACUUCCGCUUUUUCGGGGUUCCAUUGGCAGCAGGUCUGUUCAACCGAGAGGUGUAUCUCGAAGGGAUCAAACGGCGCCGCGCCCUCCUCGACCACGCGCCCGGUACUUCUGCUGUAUGCACUCUCCAAUAAUUCAACAGGUAUUCUACUGAACCCAAUCCUACAAUUCGGUCAGUAACCUUCGAUCUUUAAUACUACUAGACAACACUACACUAUAAACCAAAACUGACCUCAGAUAUGGCCAUCAAUAUUGAAAAGAAAAACGAUCUAAAACUAUGGUUUUUUAUAACUGAACUUUACUAGCAUACAGUAAAGUGCAGUUUUGUUUGUAUCAAAAGAAACUAAUUUUGAAUUACGAAUGCAUGCUAUUAUGGAGAUGAUAUUCGCUCAGCUGCUCUUGACACUUAUUGAACAUCUAGUGGUAUUGAUGGUCAAAGGCAGACACUGAUAUUCAAAUAAACUUUAAAAUUCAUAUAAAUAUACACAAUAUAAUAGCAUUUAGUUUAAUAAAAUUAAGAUUGUCAAUAGACCAUUUUCUAAGCAGUUUGUUAGGCAAAGCAUUGAGUACUUGAUAACAUUUGUACAAGAUUUUUUUAACAUUUUAUAUAUGGAACUGAUACUAAUUUUAUUUAAUGUUAAUCUGUGGAGUUUAAAACGUUGCGCAAAUGCAGACUUACAUUUGCACUAAAAUUGGAAUGGUCCUAAUUUGAAAAACACCAAAACAUAUACUUCAAUGUAUUAUUUUGCUUUAAACAACUGGCAUGUUGCAUAUGAAGUAUACGAGAAUGAAGUUUGUGUGAAAAUCAUACUGGAUUGUUAGUAUUUAAUAAAAAUUAUACCAAAGUUAAAUGUAUUUAUUGAUAUUUUAAUACUUUGUUUACACUUAUGAAUGUUUUGUUUAUUUUUUUUUUUUUAAUUUAUUUUACGAUACCGAGUCAGUAUAUGUAAGUUUAUAGCAAGUGCAAUGAAUAGUGAUCAUAUACUUAAUAAUAGUGAUAUAUGAUACUGUCACAAUUAUAAUAUAUCACAAAAUGUUAAUAUUAAAAAUACUACAAUUUAAUUACAUACGAUUAUUUAUUAUUUUAGAAUCUAAUUUUAUUUACACAAAAGACAAAUCUAGUCAAUAAACAAUGGAAGUCCUAAUAUUAAAAGUCAGAAGAAAUGUUGUGACAUACAUUUGGUAUUAUGUAGUAAUUAAAGUAUUAUAUAGGUUGUUUGAUGUGGUUAGUAUUAUUUUUAUAGAAAUUUAAUUUCAUUAUUGCUUACUAAUUUUACUGCAAAAACAAAUUACUUUAAGUUUUUUAAUAUUGCAAUGCAAUAUUACAGUAACUAAAAGUUACAAGGCCCUUUUUUCAUUAUGUUAUGUUCUGUAUAAUUAAACAUUUAUUUUUUCAUAUUUAUGAUAUUUUUACAAUACUGAGUGUUUUGUAGUUAUGUAUUAAACAUUGUUUCUCAAUCUUUAAGGGCAAGCUACCGUAUAUUUUAUUUAUAAAAAUAUGUUUAAAUAAGGAUAUAUAUGAAGCAUAUCAAACAGAAUUAUUCAUCACGAUAAUAAUAAGCGCAAAGAUAUAUACUUUUCUUUUGUCUAUGAACAUGGUAUAAAGUUUGAGAAACGAUGUCGUAGUAAUAGUAAUGGAUGUGAUGGCUAAAGCCGUUGUAGCAAAAGCGAGCUUUAUAUUCUAUAUAUAAUUAUAUACUAAUAAAUUAUGGUUUAUAAAACAUUACUUAAUUGAAUAUUUCCUGCCUUAAUACUGUGUUAAAUCAACCGUCUUGAAAUGUUUAAAACAUUUCCAAUUGAUUCAAGUGCUGUGAUUGACAUUGUUUGUUCAUUCCAUAUGAAUAGGGUUGUCUAAUGCAAUAAUACUAAAAUUUAUUUCUACGUAGAAAUAAAGCAGCAUCGAAACUGACGAUUCAUAUAUAUAUUGUUUGUUUUUUUACUGUCCUAAAAUUAUGUUAGAUUUAUUAUUUUACGAAGUAUUAAUGUUUAUUUUUUUUAUAUUAAAGAC